Symbiodinium sp. CCMP2592 is the source of this 1242-nucleotide messenger RNA. The record is from the annotation of a GenBank genome assembly. NCBI's taxonomy places the organism in Eukaryota, Dinophyceae, Suessiales, Symbiodiniaceae.
AUGGCCAAGGAAGAAGAAUCGACGGCUGCAGGCGGGUCAGAACAGUGCACCGCGACAGCAGCCGACACCCAACUGAGACAGAUCCACGUUCACACCACAUGGAUGAGCCUGUCACUGGUAUGGUCGAAGCUUGUCCAUCCUGAAAUCCUACACCGCAAGCCCGAAGUUCCCCUUUCAUCGGCGCAGGUGAGUGUGGAUGGCCAGAGAGUGCGGCUUCAGCAGUUGGAGGCUGAGGCCAAGCGGCCAAAGGAAGAGGCCAAGAAAUUGGCAGAGGAGAUGGCCAUGCAAAAUGCGGCGCUCCUCUAUGGCGAAGGAGGAAACGUAGAGGACUGGAAGAAGAAAUACCUUGCGACUUCCAAUCAGCUGCAGCAGGUGCGCCACGAGCUUCAAGAGCUCCGUACCCAAACCCAGAAGCAGAAGAAGGUUCUGAUGAAGGAGUUGGGCACAGAUGAGAGCAUCCAGCAGGCCAUGGCGGUCGCAGACGACCCUUUGGCCGUUCAGUGGAAGGGUCGCGCCGCGCAGAUAGCACAGCUGCAGCGACAGCUCAAAGAUUUUAAGGCGUCCUCGUGCACAAAUGGCGGCACACCCACUGCCCAGGUCCAGGAAUCGGCCGCGACCCUCGCGCCGGCUGUCGCGGCGGCGGCCAAGAACAAGGCAGUCGCUCAAGCAGCCGACAAGCGGCGGGAGGAGUUCGACCGCCUGCAGGAAGAGGUCGAGAAACUGCGGCAGGAGCAGACCGAGUGCAAGCGAAAGCGCGAUGCUUUGAAGUCGCGUGCUGGGUUGCUCGAGUCGCAGCUACGAGACCUCAAGGCUCACGUGCAGUUCCUCCUCCGCAAGAGCGACGACGACGAUGCGUUGGUGUCGAUGUUGCAAAAGCAGCUGGGUCGCGAGGAUGCAGAGUUCCAAGAAGAUGCAGGAAGCGAUGCGGCGCUGCGGCAGCAGAACGCGGAGCUCCAGGCGCAGCUGGAGCGGCAAGCACAGAUCGUUCUGCAGCUGAGGCAGAAGGCGCUCGCAGCUUCCUGUGAGAACGGCUCGGUACCACUUGGGCCAAAGAGCGUCGAAGCAUCGGUGACCGAAAGGCAGCUCCUGGAGCGAGUGCGCUUCCUGGAGGCGGAAAACGCCAAGCAAGCGCAGCAGGUUCAGCUCUUGAAGGCCCGCGAGGCAGUCGGCGGAUCUUUCAACGAGUCCUCGUCCAGCUUCCGCGACCACUUCAGGGAUGCCGUUGACGUAGCAGACAGAUGA